Diaporthe amygdali is the source of this 1455-nucleotide messenger RNA. RefSeq lists its product as uncharacterized. Lineage: Eukaryota; Fungi; Ascomycota; Sordariomycetes; Diaporthales; Diaporthaceae. The coding region runs from base 1 to 1455 and encodes 484 amino acids. Gene Ontology annotation, molecular function: monooxygenase activity; oxidoreductase activity, acting on paired donors, with incorporation or reduction of molecular oxygen; iron ion binding. The transcript is spliced from 2 exons. The record is from RefSeq and is a predicted model, not a curated record.
AUGCUCACACGUCUCUUCCACGAGCCCACGACAUUUGAAUUGGAAGCAUGGGCUAAUAACGUCCAAAAUGACGGGAUAAUUCGAUACUUUGGCUUUCUCAACCAGGAGAGGCUCAUGAUCACCACGAUCGAGGCGUACAAAGAGCUUCUACUACGAGACGCAUAUAGCUAUGACAAGUUAUCCGGCCUUUCGGCACUUCAGGCACCUGUGGGUGUGAGCGGCUUAGUCUCUUCCAAGGGUGUCUUGCACAAGGCCCACCGCCGUCACACGAUUGCGGCGUACAACGCAUCUUGGGCUCGGACUCUAUGUCCCGAGAUUUUCAAAACGGCGAAAGAAGCCUCAGAGGUGCUAGAUAAUAUAGCUUCCAAGAGCCCGCGAGGCAUUUUCAGGGUCAAUCGGUUCCUUCGAGAGAUGUGCCUGGACGUAGUUGGCAGAGCAGACUUCAGCCUCGACCUUGGUGCCGUCGCGAGACCUGAUCAGGAGGUCACGAAGAAGUACCUCCACGCAUUCGAUGUCGGAGAACAAUCACCUCUGUUUCUCAAAUUGUUGCAAUUGUGUCCGAGGGCUCUUCAGGUUUCUGCCGCCAUGUUUGUCUCGAAGCUGAUUGGCAUUGACAUCUCCCUGAUGAAAGGCGUUAUCGAAGACAGCGUAGCUUCGAAGCUGAAAGGUUUAAAAGAAUUUAAGACUGUGGCUGAAGUAUCUCUUGAUGAUGAACGGGAAGAUUUGCUGGGCAGGAUUUGCCGCCGGGCGCAGCCCUAUCUGUCUGAGAGAGCGCUGUCGCGGCACGCCUUGACGGCUCUAGCCGGCUCUGUUGAGAUGGUGUCUAACCAACUUGCCUGGGCUCUAUAUGCAAUCUCCCUGACGAACUAUAAGAUUGUUCAAGAGGCACUUCGGGCUGAGAUCCUCGAACACUUUCCCACCUGCCCAGAGUCAGUGACAUGGGAAGAGUUGAAGAACAUGCCCUACCUGAUCGGCGUGGUUAACGAAACUCUCAGACUCUACCCAUCGGUCGCGCACAGAUUUCGAAUAUGCAGCACGCCGACAACACUGCUCAAUCAGACCAUACGCAAGAACACAAUGCUGGUCUGGCCAACAUAUGCCGUCAACCGCCGCGCUGGCUUGUGGGGAGACGACACAGAGGAGUUUCGCCCGGAACGAUGGAGUGAAGACGCCGUGAGCAAUCGCAAGGGUAACAAGCGUGAUGCCUACGCUUUCAUGACUUUCGGUCAAGGUCCACGGAAAUGCCCUGGUGAGCACUACACAAAGGUCGUUAUGGCCUGUGUGCUGUUGGUGUUCGUUGGAAGAUUUCGGUUCAAGAUGCCACCUGCACAUGCUGAUGUCUUCGAGGACCAUGAUAAGAAGCAAGUAAAGUUUGGCAUUGUGAUGAAAGCUCCUAUAUAUGUCCAGGUCGAAAAGUUAUUGAGUUGGGGUGGUCUUGCGGAAACGAGCAAUUGA